This is a messenger RNA of Schizophyllum commune H4-8, 777 nucleotides long. RefSeq lists its product as uncharacterized. The coding region runs from base 19 to 591 and encodes 190 amino acids. NCBI's taxonomy places the organism in Eukaryota, Fungi, Basidiomycota, Agaricomycetes, Agaricales, Schizophyllaceae. The record is from RefSeq and is a predicted model, not a curated record. Gene Ontology annotation, molecular function: protein binding. The transcript is spliced from 2 exons.
GUCGUUAGCUGCUACCCGAUGGGUCCCAAAGUUCCGCCACACUGGCCGGCUGGAUUGCGCUAUACAGAGGUGUAUACGUAUCAUACAUCGGUCCCCGCUGACGCACGCGCUUUUAUACGUGGCACUGCUACCACCUCGUCCCACGCUGCAGCUGAUGAUGCAUCCCGGCACUCUGUCGGAAUCAGGCGCAUAAGUGAGGCUGGGCAUCCGGCAGCAGGCCAGCUGGGCCUCUUCGCCACAAAGAAGAUUCCGCCGAGAACCCGUAUUGUCUACUACAUCGGGGAGGUGCACGCCGACGAGCGCCUCGAGUCGGACUAUGACCUCUGUCUGCACCGAUUUCCUGGCGGUGUGAGCAUCGGUAUCGAUGCUAGUACGGUCGGCAAUGAGGGGCGAUUUGUGAACGAUUACCGGGGAGUACGGCAGAAGCCCAACGCAGUCUUCAAGGACGAGAGGCAUGCGGCAUCGGGGGAGUUACGGAUUGCGAUAUGGAGUGGAACGGAGUGCAUAAAAAAGGGGGAGGAGAUCCUGGUGUCGUACGGCAAAGGAUGGUGGACUGCAAGGACCCAGCAUGGCGAGGAGCCGCCGUCGUGAAGCCGUCGAAUUGCAUAGCACUAGCGAGCGAGGUCGUCAUUCGUUUGCCUUGCACGCUGCUACUGGCGCGUCUGUUGACAUGAAUAACGAACGGAGCGGGAUUCAUACCCAAUAACUGCUUGCCUGCCUGCGACGCGAUGACGGCACUAGGAUCAGCAUUUCGAGCGCGCGAUACACACAUGCGGA